AUGGCUCACGUUACAGUUGAUUGGAAUCCACUUGGAAAGGUAUUUUAUAGGUAAGUGGUUCUUUUCAGAUCAGACUGUACCUAUUAUUGUUUUAUUAUUCAUUCAAAAUAUUUCCUCCAAGCUGAAGACAUCCUUACCUCUAUGUAAAAUUCCAGUAGUCAAACAUCUGCCUGUUUUUUGCCAGUUCCAGAUUAUGAGGGGAUAUAAUUUUCUUGCUGAUAUUCUUCAAAUGGUAGUUUUCAGUGUCUUUGUGUGUUAUUUCAUUUUGUGUUAGUUUUUGAGGGAGAAGGUCAGGAAAUUUAAUGAGUUAAAUAUAGUUACUUAACUUAGUUAACGAUGAGGAGCUCCAGUAGCUGCUUAGUAGUUAUCUUGGCUUUAGCGUGGCAAUGGCGUGGCAUUGACGUUUGUUUUAUAUUGGUGUGCUUUGGCGAGCUGGCAGUUAUCCUAUGCUCUUUUGUUUUUGCCGUGGUUCAUGUUACUGUACUAGGCCUGUUGUGGGAUAAUUUCCAGUGCCCCCUGUGUCAGUGGUUUUCCAUCGCAAUUUAUGCGUCUGCGUUUGCAAUGAUGUGCUUGUAGUUUUAAAGUGCAUAAUGUUCGGGGCGUUUUGCCCAGUGUUACUCAGUUUUAGUGGUUUUUCCCUCCCUCCUCACCCCUUAUUAUUAUUGUCCUUAUUUCUCCACUGAAAUCUCAGUUCAGUGUGAUGGGUGCUUGGGCCGGGGCUGGAUGUGGCUGGCAGGGCUCGUGGCUGGGUUGCAGGUAGGGCAGGCUUUUGGGGUGUUCUUGCUACCUGGGUUAGGGGUUGGUGGCUCCAGCCCGUAGGUUCCUAGGCACCCAACCUCCAUGUGCGACUCAGGCAUUAAUCUACCCAUAACAUGUGAAAUCUUCUACCAUUUACUCUUGGUCUUCAGCAAUAAAACAGCCAAACCAUCACUCUGCUUCUUUGUUUGAUUUCUGUGCAUCCUUUUCCAGUUUGGAGGUGUGUCUGACAGAACGGUUAACACCUUGAACUCCAGAUCUGGAGGGACAGGGUUCAAUCCUCGUGUUUCGAAUGGUUUCCUUAGACAAGGAACUUUACACCGCUUUGUCUCUCUUCACCCAGGUGUAUAAAUGGACACCGACAAAGUACUGCCAGGUGGUGACCCUGCGAUGGACUAGCAUCCCAUCUAGCGGGAACGGGGAAUGGCAAGACUCCUAUAGUCAUGCUUCAUGCUAAGGAAGCUGGCAUAAGCUCCACCCUCUUGGGGCCUUUGGCUUUAAUCUUUUUUUUUUUUUUUCCUUCUGAGACUUUACAUUGACAUCACCCUUAAUUUUUUUUCAAUUUUUCAAUCCAGUCUGAGACUUUUUGGGACUAUUGACAUCAGCCUUUAAAUCUGGCUUUGCUGAAAGUCAAACAUCACCUUUCAAAAAUUUUGGCAAAUAACCAGCAGGCUCAGGAAAGAAAUACCGGGCAACCAUGGAAUUUAAGCCAAUCAAUCAGGGAUGGAGAAAUAUUUUAAAUGUACACACUGUAGGCAUAAUUGAAUUACAGCAGAAGUUUUCUUCGCAAAAUGUGUUUGUCUUGAACAGGAAAGUAGAGCUGUACAGUAUGGAGUGGCAAGAUGCUGUGGAUUUAUCCCGGUUUAUUGUGAGUGCAGCACCUUUUGGUGGUCCAAUAGGUAAGUACAUCAGACUUCUUCUAAGUGUUGUUUAACCAACAGGGUGGUCACGUUUCAUUUCCCUGCAUUAUCUUAAGGUAAAUAGGACUCACCAGGGUAAACGUUUAAGAGCCAGAACCACAGAAAUGCUCCUAACAGCACUGUAAGUACCGGCAUUAAUUUGUAAGUUAUGUCUAUAUCAGCAAGAGUUCAUUAUACUGUACCAGAAUUUUGUUUCAGUCAACUGUCUGUACAUGUCAAGGGAUUUUAAAGGAAGAAAACAACUCUAAAGAACAUCUUGCUUCUAAUUAUUUUAGAACAGCUAGUGCAUAAAACAUACAAUUGAUACAAUAUUAAAAAACUUCAUUACUUUCAACCUGCAGUCCAGCUGUGUUGUAUUUAGAUGCUUAACUGUCAGUAAUAGUUAAAAAAAAAGUAAUUGAAGGGCUCCAUGUUAAAUUGCCUAAUGCCCCUGUGGUGUAUUUUUGGGAUGAUUGGGAUUUAAGCACCGCGGUAGGUUUAAUCACUAAUGCACACCAUUGGUAACUCAUGUACUCUUCUACAUACAUGGGGGGUCAUGUAGCAGCUGCUCAGAAGAGAAGUCACCAAUGGUGCCUAACCCGACCGCAAACAAUACUGAAACAAUUGAAAGAAUGAAAUCAUUGUUUUCUGCAACCAAUAAGAAGAGACCUUACGAGCAGCUCCUACACAACUGUACAUGGGGGUGAGGACGGUACACCUAAAUAUUUACAUGUCCUGCAGCCCCCACAUUGAGAUUUCCUUUUUGAAGGAAUAGUUUGUAAUUGUUGUAUUUAAAAUUUGCAGCUCUGAUAAGAGGUGACAAGCAUUUUGUUCGAGUCCAAGGAUCAGCUAUUAAUAAACCCAUCAUUCACAUUUUUUUCCUGCUGGAAAAGAACUUGCCACAGUCAAGGUAUGUGUCUUUUUUUUUUAGGUCUACUGAGGAGAGGUUUAACCUGGGAACACAGACAAAGGCCAGUGUCGCAGGCCGAGCAGGCUUCUUGUUGUUUAAUGUUGACAAAUUAAUAUUGUCAAUAUUGUUCUUGGCUAGAAGAGUAACUGUCAUCAUUUUCUGUUAUUGCAUUGGAAAAGAGCAGGAACUUGUAUUAUCAUAUGGUUGGUUCUGUGAGCAGGAAAGAUGAAGUAAUAUUCUGACUAGUUACUGAAGCAGGCAGAAUGGAUCUAUCUUAGUCCAUCACUAGUCUGCUUCACAGCCGUUUUUUAGUGUUGUCACACAAUGCUCCUACCCACCUCCCUUGUGGGGGGAGGAGCGUUCUUGUUUCAACGCUAAAAAACAGCAGUGAAGAAGACUAGUCCAUCAAUGCAUGGGAACAAGAACAAAAAUAAAAAUGUUCUGCUUCUGUAGGCUAUUGAUCAAGUGUUCUUUUUUAUUCUUAGUGGGAUGGAGGCCCCAUAAUUCAGAUGGGAUGGUCCGUCACAGAGAACCUACUUUGCGUGGCUGAUGAUGGUACCAUAAUGGUGUAUGACAUUCAUGGCGCAAUCAAGAAAACCUUGUCAAUGGGACAGGUCAGUGUUAAAUUAUUUUGUGUCAUGAAAAGACUGAAAAAGAAGACAUGAUGCAUGUAUGUUUGUAAAGCACCACAGCUUGACAACUUCUAGUCAACUUGAAACUCAUCUUCAGGGCGAGCCAAAAAUUUUCUUAUCCACUUGUCCUUCGGACAAGCACUAUAUUAAAUUUGGUUGUCCGAAACCCAAGGGUUCUUGUCCAAAAAGUUUUGCUCAAAACUCAAAAACAAUCAAGCAUAUAUUUUACUGCUUAUUAUCACAUAAUCAGCCUUUUUGCAGGAAAGCAAAACUGCACCGCAGUUUUCUCUCUGGUCACUUUUGUCAAUCGGUGUUUUUUGAUCCAGUGACUCCAAAUGAGCUAUCGGAAAUUUCCACUGCUUUUCGACCAGGUAAGGCAGCUGGCCAUGAUAGAAUUCCCAUUUCCAUCAUAAAACAGUCAAUUCAAAUUAUAGCCGAUCCUUUAGCUCAUAUAAUCAAUUUAUCUAUCACUCAUGGCAUUGUUCCUGACCAAAUGAAAAUUGCUCACGUGAUACCACUCUUUAAAGCCGGUGAUCGAUCACUCUUUACGAACUAUAGACCGAUCUCGAUUCUCCCUAGCUUUUCUAAGUUUCUUGAAAAGGUUGUUUAUAACCGUCUUUAUAAUUAUUUAAGUAAACUAGAAAUUCUAUAUGAUAAUCAAUUUGGCUUCAGAAAAAAUCAUUCAACUUCGUUAGCAUUGAUUAACCUAUAUGAAAAAAUCUCCCUUGCUCUUGAUCACAAUGAACAUGCCGUUGGCGUUUUCCUUGAUCUUUCUAAGGCGUUUGAUACCGUCGAUCAUAAUGGUAUACGUGGCGUGGCUCUGGACUGGGUUAGAAGCUACCUCUCCAACAGGUUGCAAUUCGUUCAAUUUAAUGGUCAAUGCUCCUCCCCUCAAACUAUCUGCUGUGGUGUCCCUCAGGGAUCCAAUUUGGGCCCCUUGUUUUUCUUGCUCUAUAUUAAUGAUUUAAACAACGUAUCGAUGCUCGUCGAGCUGAUUUUAUUCGCUGAUGAUACUAAUUUAUUUAUGUCCCAUAAAGAUCCUGUCUACCUGGCAGCCUCACUCAAUUCCGAACUUAAUAAAUUAUCCACUUGGUUUAAGGCAAACAAACUCUCCUUAAACCUGAAGAAAACAAACUUUAUGUUAUUUAAGCCUAGACAGAAAAGGUAUUGUUUUCCAAUGCAAAUAUGCAUAAAUGAACAGAGAAUCGAACAGGUUAAGGAAACGGUUUUCCUCGGUGUAGUCCUUGAUGAACAUCUGUCUUGGAAACCGCACAUUUCUCAAGUAGCUCGUAAAAUCUCGAAAUCAAUAGGUGUCAUUAAUAGAGCAAGAUUUUUUCUACCUAAACCCUGUCUAAAAACUCUUUAUUAUUGUUUAGUUUAUCCUUAUCUUCAUUAUUGUAUUAUUGUCUGGGGAUCUACGUACAAAACCAAUCUUCGCCGUCUUGUCUCUUUGCAAAAGCGAGUUAUCAGAAUUAUUUCUAAAUCAACUUUCGAUUCUCAUUCAGACCCUAUUUUCAAAGAAUUAGAGCUACUAAAACUUUCCGAUAUUAGACAGCUAGAAUUGGGUAAACUUAUGUUUUCUCUUAACCAUUCUCUUUUGCCUUCAAAGUUCAACAAUUAUUUUUCUUUAAACAAACAAGUCCAUAGCUAUGCCACUAGACACGCGAACGAUUUUCACCUUCCUUCUUGUAGAACAAACCUUCGUAAAUUUUCUGUCAGUUUCCAAGGACCUACUUAUUAUAACUCUAUAGAAAAUGAUAUUAAAGAAUCUAAUUCUCUCCACUUAUUCAAAACGAAAUUGAAAAAAAACUUGUAUAUGAAUUAUUACUUAUAAAUCUUGUAGUAAAUAGUUAUAUUUCUUCACAUGUCUGAUAAUAUUAUUUUUAUACUUAUUGUUGCAUGUGCCAUACCUUAUAUUUUGUCAACUCAGUCUAUGGAAUUAGUUAAUUUAUACUUACCUUCAUUGUAUUUUACUUUCGAUCCUGGCCUUCGUGUUACUGUUAACUGUAUUUUUACUCUGAGGGAGCCCAAUGUCUAUAAGCCUCAUAGUUUCUUUUUGGGCUUCCUCGCCACUUUCAUUUGCUUUUGUGUGACUGUCUUGUUUUAUCGUUAUUUGUAUUUUGUGGUAAAUCAAAUAAAGUUACAAAGUUAACAGGCCUGGUUACUAAGGCCAGAUUCCUAAGCCAAAUGGAGCUCGUAAAAAAACAAAUGAUUGAAAUGGCUGUGGAAUGGCAAAGUUUUAAAGGAAUAUUUAACCUUAUUUUGACAAGCAUCAGGUUUGCUUUUAUGACUACCGGUAUAACGUAAAUUUUACUUCUACUGUAAUUUGAAGUCAACUUUCACCUGUUUCUGUAUUUUUUCUAAUUAAAAAUGUGCUUGUCCCACGGACAAGUUAUGUCAAAGGUCUACUUACAAGUCCGAACUGUAUUUCUACCUGUCCUGGACAAUCGGACAUAGGUUUUGGCGCACCCUGAUCUUAGCCCAUUCAUGCCAUAUCUUAUGUCAGUCAAUUCUUUAACCACCCCAAGUAAAUAAAUUUUCAGACAAAUUAAAUAAUCAUUAAUUUUUCUAUAACUAUAAGCAAAGUAAAUGUAAUUUAUAAUAUAUUAUCAUCAAAAACAUAAGUCAUAGACUGUUUGCUACUUUAUUAAAGGUGUUGUACAAAAAUAGAGUAUACUCAUACAUAUACUUUUUGUAGCAAAGGCAUGGCCAUUGAAUAAUAUUACCCGUAUGUGGUAUAUGUUUCAGGUCAAAAUUUCAAUUCAGGUUAAAAUCUUUUAGCCUUGGUUGAUUCUCUAUCUCCCUUGUUGCCUAGUCCUAAUUUAUUCAUGAAUUAGCGCUAUGAGACAAAGGAAAUCAAGAAUCAACCAGGAUAUGAUUUUAACCCGUAACAAACAUUGUAUUUAUGCUGUUUUUGCAUGUGGUCUUAUCAAGUACACAGCAACUUUAUAGAUCUGGUGCUUUCAAGUUGGAUACAGGAGACGAAACUGGUAAUUUUUAUCUGCAUUUUUUUGUAGGAUGCCAAGGAAUCCAAAGUUAUUGACUGCAAAACCUAUAGUUUUGCCGGAAGGACUGGCAUAGCUAUCCUGACUAGUAAUUACCACUUUUAUGUCGCAAACAACGUGGAAGAGGUCAGGAGUCGACGGUAUUAUGACCCACCAGGUAAAAAAAUCAUAAAGUUCAGUGUUUCAGAGAGAUUAAUAAUGUUUUAUUUUGAAGUUACAUGUUCAUCUCAUGUGCUUUUGUGAUCUAUAGAACUCAAUAUCUGCUUGUGUCUCACUUUCUUUUGGUGAUAACUUUGAAUUUGGUGAGAGUUAAAGUGUUGUUCAACAGGCGAUACAGAAAUCUUGUCACGCAUUAUUCCUUGUAGCAUUUGACUGACUUCAAGUGGGCUUGAAUUCUAACUUUUGUUUUUGCGGCGUGAAUAUUUUUCAGGCUUUCUUCUCUUAAAUAUUUACGAUGAUCUGUCUUAGUUAAAUGUGUAUUUUGCCACAUUUUUCACAAGGAAAACAAUAACUGCUCUUGAUCCCAACUCGUUAAAAUUCUAUCACCUAACUGCCUGAGGGCUGCCCCUAUCUGAGAAAACUAGAAAGUCUAAUUGUUUGCAGAAGUCUCUACAAAGGCAGCACUUUCUGCUCAGCAUUAAAAGAUGCCUGCCUAAGUGUUGAUCUGGCUGGUGUGUUGAACUAGCGACCUCUCGCUCAGCAGACCGGCGCAUAUCCAGCUGAGCUAACCGGAUGGCAAAAAAUGACCAGUCAUGAAUCUUAAGAAACAUAGGGCCAUUUAUUUAAACGUAGUUUAGCCAGUGUUGAACAAAACCGCAUUCUGAGCCAUUUUUCAAUUUGCCCAACGGUUUUAUCUAAACUCCGUUUAUUGUGAAGUGUUUUAUGAAAGCAUAUAGAGUAGAUUAGAAAAACAUUUAUCUUCUUAAAAUAUCGCACUAAGGAAGAGAUUCUGGAGGUCCAAAGAUUUGUUAAACCCCGGCUUAAAUUAAACUUUGCUUAAAUAACCGACCCAUAAUUUUUUCAACCAGGUUUGGAUGCUCCACCCAGCAGCUGGGUCAUUAUGCCGCAUGACCGAGGUUUAUCGUUGCUAGUGGCAAUUGAUAAUCUGUUGUACCUUACAGAAAAAGGACAGUGUAAUAGACUG
This is a messenger RNA of Porites lobata, 7346 nucleotides long. The record is from the annotation of a GenBank genome assembly. Lineage: Eukaryota; Metazoa; Cnidaria; Anthozoa; Scleractinia; Poritidae.